This is a messenger RNA of Acanthochromis polyacanthus (spiny chromis), 3436 nucleotides long. RefSeq names its product catenin (cadherin-associated protein), beta 1 (gene ctnnb1). Gene Ontology annotation, cellular component: catenin complex; adherens junction. Gene Ontology annotation, molecular function: transcription coactivator activity; cadherin binding; protein phosphatase binding. NCBI's taxonomy places the organism in Eukaryota, Metazoa, Chordata, Actinopteri, Pomacentridae. Bases 254 to 2605 code for a protein of 783 amino acids. Gene Ontology annotation, biological process: positive regulation of transcription by RNA polymerase II; cell adhesion. The transcript is spliced from 17 exons. The record is from RefSeq and is a predicted model, not a curated record.
UUAUUUUUUGAUUUCCAUCCCAUGCUAAAAAUGGGAUUUUUUUCCUUUUCUCUGCUGUUGUGUGUAUUUUUUACCCUUGGUAGAGUAGGACUGGACUUUCAGGGUUAGCUGAUGGCCUAUUCUUUGUGUUUUGUCUGUGUGAAAUAGAGGCAAAGGCUUAAACCCUCUACAGGCCUCCAUCACGCAGACAACCUGCUGGCAACUGCCUCAAACAGAUCAGGAAGCUGUGUCGGUCGCGGUUUGAGAAAGGAACAUGGCUUCCCAGGCUGAUCUGAUGGAACUAGACAUGGCCAUGGAGCCAGACCGUAAGGCGGCAGUCAGUCACUGGCAGCAACAGUCCUACCUGGAUUCAGGCAUCCAUUCAGGAGCCACCACAACUGCUCCUUCCCUCAGUGGAAAGGGCAAUCCUGAGGAAGACGAUGUCGACAACAACCAGGUCAUGUAUGAGUGGGAGCAAGGCUUCAACCAGAACUUCUCCCAGGAACAAGUACAAGACAUAGAUGGUCAGUAUGCCAUGACUCGUGCCCAGCGGGUGCGUGCAGCAAUGUUUCCAGAGACUCUUGAGGAGGGCAUGCAGAUCCCCUCCACACAGUACGACGCAGCAAACCCCACCAACGUCCAGAGGCUGGCAGAGCCCUCGCAAAUGCUCAAACAUGCUGUCGUUAAUCUGAUCAACUAUCAAGAUGACGCUGAGCUGGCAACCAGAGCCAUACCAGAACUCACCAAACUACUCAACGAUGAGGACCAGGUCGUAGUAAACAAAGCAGCAGUGAUGGUCCACCAGCUUUCAAAGAAAGAAGCGUCUCGCCACGCCAUUAUGCGCUCACCUCAGAUGGUGUCUGCGAUUGUCAGGACCAUGCAGAACACAAAUGAUGUGGAAACGGCUCGCUGUACUGCAGGCACGCUGCACAACCUUUCCCAUCACAGAGAGGGACUGCUGGCAAUCUUCAAGUCUGGAGGAAUACCAGCUCUAGUUAAAAUGCUUGGUUCACCAGUGGACUCCGUCCUGUUCUAUGCCAUCACCACCCUCCACAACCUCCUCCUGCACCAGGAAGGAGCUAAAAUGGCUGUUCGUUUAGCUGGCGGUCUGCAGAAAAUGGUGGCUCUACUCAACAAAACCAAUGUCAAGUUCCUGGCCAUUACUACUGACUGUCUCCAGAUACUGGCCUAUGGAAACCAGGAAAGCAAGUUGAUAAUCCUGGCCAGUGGUGGCCCACAGGCACUGGUCAACAUCAUGAGGACUUACACCUAUGAGAAGCUGUUGUGGACCACAAGCCGUGUUCUCAAAGUUCUGUCUGUAUGCUCCAGUAACAAGCCUGCCAUUGUAGAAGCUGGAGGCAUGCAGGCUCUGGGACUCCACCUGACAGACCCCAGCCAGAGACUGGUUCAGAACUGUCUCUGGACUCUCAGGAACUUAUCAGAUGCUGCCACCAAACAGGAGGGAAUGGAGGGUCUGCUGGGAACUCUGGUGCAGCUGCUGGGCAGUGAUGACAUUAAUGUGGUCACCUGUGCUGCUGGCAUCCUGUCUAAUCUGACCUGUAACAACUACAAGAACAAAAUGAUGGUGUGCCAGGUUGGAGGCAUUGAGGCGUUGGUCCGCACAGUGCUUCGGGCAGGAGACAGAGAAGACAUCACAGAGCCAGCUAUUUGUGCCCUGCGUCACCUCACAUCUCGACACCAGGAUGCUGAGAUGGCACAGAAUGCUGUCAGACUUCACUAUGGCCUGCCCGUGGUUGUCAAAUUACUGCAUCCGCCGUCACACUGGCCACUCAUCAAGGCUACAGUUGGUUUGAUCCGUAACCUGGCCCUGUGCCCCGCUAACCACGCCCCUCUGAGGGAGCAAGGCGCCAUCCCCAGACUGGUCCAGCUGCUGGUCAGAGCACACCAAGACACACAGAGACGCACCAGCAUGGGAGGCACGCAACAGCAGUUUGUGGAGGGGGUUCGCAUGGAGGAGAUUGUGGAGGGCUGCACGGGAGCACUUCACAUCCUGGCCAGAGACGUCCACAACAGAAUAGUCAUCAGAGGACUCAACACCAUUCCACUGUUUGUACAGCUGUUGUAUUCUCCCAUCGAGAACAUCCAGCGCGUAGCAGCAGGCGUCCUGUGUGAGCUGGCCCAGGAUAAAGAGGCUGCUGAGGCCAUCGAGGCUGAGGGAGCCACCGCCCCUCUCACAGAGCUUUUGCACAGCCGCAAUGAAGGAGUUGCCACGUACGCAGCUGCAGUUUUGUUCCGUAUGUCAGAGGACAAACCCCAAGACUACAAGAAACGCCUCUCUGUAGAACUCACCAGCUCACUCUUCAGGACAGAACCCAUGGCCUGGAACGAGACUGGAGACCUGGGUUUGGACAUGGGAGCUCAGGGAGAGCCUCUGGGCUACAGACAGGAAGACCCAAGUUACCGUUCCUUCCAUUCGGGGGGUUAUGGAGGGGACACGAUGGGUAUGGAGCCCAUGAUGGACCAUGAUCUGGGUGGAGGACACCACCCUGGCCAGGACUACCCCCCUGUAGAAGGGCUGCCUGACCUGGGACACGCCCAGGAACUGAUAGAGGGACUGCCGCCUGGCGACUCAAACCAACUGGCCUGGUUUGAUACCGACCUGUAAAUAACAAGAACAUUACACUACACUUUCUACUAGCUGUAUCAUGUGAUCUGGAUGAACCUGCAUCGUGAUUCGCCCAUAUGGAGGAGGCGGGGUUUCAGAAAGUGCCUGAAGAUGACUCAACAACAGCAAGCAGAGUUUCCUGUCUAUGGGAACUCCAUUGGGACAAACUAGAUUUUAGUGCGGUUCGGUUCUGGUCUGUCGGCCUGAUGGGGGGGCUGACUUCAAAUCCUGACUUGACACACAGAUUUUGAUCUCAAUGAUUGGUUUUCCAAAAACCCUUUUUCUGUAUUUUGUUUUUUUAAUUUUUACUUCUUUUGGUUGUUUUACUUUUUUAUUAUGUUUUCCUUAAGUCUGUAAUGGUACAAACUGAAUCUAGCUUGCUUUUUUCAUUACUCUGAAUUAUGAUACUCAUCUCUUGUUUUUGCAGUCCCUUGUAUUUUAAGUCUCUGGUAGUGUUGAGUUUUUUAGUGGUAAUGCUCCAUCCAAGUAAAGAAUCUGAUCACAUUUUAAAUGGUGUCCAAACACUAAAGUUAAUCAGUUGAAUUGUAUUCUGAUGAUCAAGUGUAACAUUGUGUAGCUUUUGUAUAAAAACAUGAAUUGGAAAUCAUGGUCCAAAUAUCAAGCUAUUUUCUUGCUUUAAAGGGAGACACUGAUGUGUCUCUGCUGUUCCAAAGGGGGUGUAGCUGACCUAGCUGGGUGGGAGUGUCUAUGAAUGGACAGGGGUGGAGGAGGGCUCCUAUUGGUCUGCUGUUACUAUGGGGUGGGGUAGUGAGAGGAGCUGGUUGCUGUAGCCUGCUGUGUUCUGAAACAAUAAAAUGGACUGUCAUUUCA